AUGACGAGCAUCGACGAGCUCUUCAAGAAAUCGGGCGUUCCAAGCAAACGCAAGUUUGAGCCUGUCCGCGAUCCCAACGAAAUCUAUAAAUCGGUCAAGCUCACACCCAAUGGCGGCAGCAGCUCGCGCCAUGCGCGCGUCGACGACGACACCGGUGACGUUGAAGCCGGCCCGUCGCUGCCACCCGAUGGCGAGGACGGCAACGGCGACGACUACGGUCCGGCAGCGCCUCCUGAGGACGAUGGCGAUGGCGACGACGAGGAGGGCCGUUUCUUUGGCGGCGGCAUCACAAGGGCUGAGGCGAGCAUUCUAGACUACGUCGAGGGCCGGGACCAGAACGGGGCAGACGGGCCAGGAGGGGCGAUCAAGGGAGGCCGGAAGCAGGGCGAAACAGGCGUCGCCGAUGGGCCAGAGGCGUUUGACGCGGCCUGGCUGCGCCGGACGGCGCUCAACUUUGAAAAGCGCAUCAACCGCAACGCCGAACUGCGCGCGCGGUAUGCGUCGGACCCCACGCGCUUUAUCGCCAGCGAGGCCGACCUCGACGCCGACAUCAAGGCGCUGUCGAUCCUGGGCGAGCACCCGGCGCUGUACCCGGAGUUUGCGCGCCUCGGCACCGCGGCCAGCCUCGUGGGCCUGCUGGCGCACGACAACACGGACAUUGCCAUCUCGGCGAUUGAGAUUCUCGGCGAGCUGACGGACGAGGACGUGGACGCAACGGACGAGCAGUGGACUGCGCUGGUCGACGCGCUGCUGGACGCAGACCUGGUGGGGCUGCUGGUGUCGAACCUGGCGCGGCUCAACGAGGACCCGGCCGUCGACACGGACGGCGUGGACCGCAACGGCGUGUACUAUGCGCUGGGCAUUGCCGAGAACCUGUGCUCGUUGCGGGCGACGCGCGCGGCGGACGCCUUGGGCCGCCAUACCGCGCUUCUCCAGUGGCUGCUGCAGCGGGUGCAGCGCAACGAGAACGACACGGAGACGGUCAGCCAAAACAAGCAGUACGCGGCCGAGACCCUGGUGACGCUGGCGUACCGGUCGCCGGCCAACUGCCAGCGGCUGGUGGACCUGGACGCGGUCGACAUUCUGCUGCAGCUCGUGGCCGCCUACCGCCGGCGCGACCCCGAGCGCGGCAACGAGGAGGAGUACAUGGCGGACCUGUUUGAGGCGCUGACGUACCUGGUGGGCGAGGCGGCCGUGGACGACGACGAUGCCCGAGCACAAGCGCAAGCAAAAUCCAAGCCCAGGUCGACGUCGGACGACCCACCGCCACACAAGGGCAAGGCCAAGUUCGUCGAGGCCGAGGGCGUCGAGCUGUGCCUGCUGAUGCUCAAGGAGGGCCACAAGAGCCGUGCGCCCGCGCUGAAGCUGCUGGACCACGCCACCAGCGGCCUGCACGCCGGCGAUGUCUGCCGCACGCUGGUCGACGCCGGCGGGCUCAAGCCGACAUUUACGCUGUUUAUGAAGGUCGAGGAGGACGCCAAGCACAGCAAGAACAAGAAAAAGAAGAGCAAAAAGGACACGGAAAAGGAGAGCCGGCUGCAUGCCGGGCCCAUGGCGGAGCACCUGCUGGCCAUCUUCGCAGCGAUGCUGCGUCUUCUACCCGCCGACACGCCCGAGCGCAUCCGCCUGCUGGCCAAGUUUGUCGAAAAGGACUACGAGAAGGUCGACCAGCUGCUGUCGCUGCGGGCGGUGUACGCGACCAGGGUGGACGCCGUGGACCGCGCGCUGGCCGUGCCCGGACGCGAGCCGACGUACACGGCCGAGGCCGACGCGACCGAGGACGAGCGCAAGGCACUGGCGGACGCCGAGCGGUUGUCGCUGCGGCUGGAGGCGGGCCUGUUUACGCUGCAGACGCUCGACAUUAUCCUGGCGUGGCUGGUGGCCGAAGACGACGGCGCGCAAGAGAAGAUCCGGUCGCUCUUGUCGGCAGCAGGCGGCAAGGACGAUGCAUUUGCCGUGCUGCGGACGUCGCUCCAGGAGCGGCGAGACGAGCUGGAUCUUCGGACGCCCGAGGGCAAGGAUUUGCAAGAGAUGCUGACGGCCUUGCUGGGGUGUCUGUAG
Molecule: messenger RNA, 2061 nt
Organism: Sporothrix schenckii 1099-18
Lineage: Eukaryota; Fungi; Ascomycota; Sordariomycetes; Ophiostomatales; Ophiostomataceae
Product: beta-catenin-like protein 1
Exons: 3
Coding region: 1-2061 (686 amino acids)
Cellular component (GO): spliceosomal complex
Source: RefSeq, a predicted model, not a curated record